AUGACUUCAAUGUCACUGUCAGAGGAGGAUAAUAGUCCCUUUGACACCGAAAGCAGAUUUGUCAAUUUGCCCAUAAAUGAAACCGAAAGCGGCAACUCCUUGAACAAACAAAGCAACCAAACUAGUCUUCCCCACGAUAAGACACUCAACGAUAAUGCAACCCUGAAUCUUCACACUACUAAAUCAAGAAUCCAAUCGUAUUUGGACAAGUAUCCACAUUUACAUGCAGAAAUAUUCAAGACGGAGAAAACCUAUGAAACACAUGCAGGGAGAUCUUUUGUGCUAUAUUCAAUCAGACUGGAGGACAACUUAGUUGUGAAACGACGAUACAGUGAAUUUCAACUCCUCAGGAAUAUGCUAGUCAAAUCUCUUCCCACUAAGAUUAUACCGCCUGUUCCCAAGAAACAGUCUUUAAAAUCUAACCUGGCCACAAGCUCCAUUGCUUCGGUCAUAAGUGGAACAUAUCAAUCCUUACCCACCCAUUCAGCAAUCAAUGACACAACCGACUCCAGCAACUCAGGCGGGACUGAAAUGAUCUCAUUAAACUUUGGAUCAAAUUCGAAAAACUUUAUUGAACAGCGAAGAAGACUGCUGGAAGUGUUUCUCAAUCGCUGUCUAGAGAAUGACGAAAUACGACAUUGCCCUAUUUUUGUUUCCUUUUUGGAUCCCAAUUCAAGUUUCCAUGAUUAUCUCAAUAGUAUAGAUGGUUUGCAGUCGUGCUCUAUCUAUAGACUAUCUCCAAGAGACCCAAUGGCGUCACUUCAUGAUGAUAUGUACUUGACACUACCUGUACCCCACAAUUUACUUAACAUAAACAUUAAUAACGCCGGCAACUUUGAACCUACGUCGCUAGAUGUUUAUGAGAAUGAAGACGAGCGUGAGCAAAUGAAACUUUUCCUUCAAUAUCGUGCACAUUUCAGCCAAUAUGAAAUCAUACUCAAUAAUAUUAUCAGAUUAAACCGAAGAAUUUUGCAAGCCUCCAACGAAAACUCUUUGGAUUCCAAGGAAUUAGGAAUCCAGUUCAAUUCACUAUCCCUACUGCAAGACAAUGUAUUUCUGGAACACAUAGGAAGAGUGUUCGAUAGCAACUUUUUCAACCUUAGUGUUCUCACUAGCAUACUAAACUUGCAAUUCUUAGACAAGAUGAUUGAGCUGAAGAAUUUUAUCAAAGUAAUAAAACAAUUGAUGGAUUUCAAUCGCAAUAAAUUUAGUCAACUCAAAUAUAUCACAGACAAACUAGAAUCCAAAAGAGCCAGCUUGAACUCUCUUUUACAACAGGACAAAGAUCAUUCUACGCUGGAAGCGUCCGUGGCAAAUUUUGCUGCCACUACCAACAAUGAAGUUGAUGGAAGUAAAAUGCAUUUGGAUCAAGAAGCUCAGCCAUCUGAUGAUCCAAAAACGACCCAUCAUGGUACGAGUGACUCCCCUACGGAGGCAGAUUUGGCCGCAUCAAUAAACAAGUCUUUGAGGGAAUCUCGGUCAUGGAAAAUUCCUGGAUUGAAAAAACUGAAUAAAGUUUUAGUGUCUCUGACGGACCAUAAUAUUGAGGAGACUCGUCAUAAAGAGAUCCAUGACUGCAAAUUGAGAAUUAUGCAAUUGGAAAUACAACAACGCCUUAUCAAAGACGAUAACAGAUACAUCAAUAUUCAAGUUAUCAAAGAAUUGGAAUCUUUCCAUAUCUGGUUUAAAAAGGAGAUUCUGCAAUUGAUCAACCACUUCAAUAGACAGAUACAGGACUUCCUUUCUAAGAACUACGAAACAUGGCAGGAAAUAGCCAAAACCAGAGAAACCAAUUGA
Messenger RNA from Komagataella phaffii GS115, 1797 nucleotides. Its product is annotated as Sorting nexin family member. The transcript has a single exon. The record is from RefSeq and is a predicted model, not a curated record. Gene Ontology annotation, molecular function: phosphatidylinositol binding. Lineage: Eukaryota; Fungi; Ascomycota; Pichiomycetes; Pichiales; Pichiaceae. The coding region runs from base 1 to 1797 and encodes 598 amino acids. Gene Ontology annotation, biological process: retrograde transport, endosome to Golgi.